AUGUCGGGGAAAAAGGCUACGGAGAAGAUCUCCGAGAUUGAUGCACAUAUCAACAAACAAUACGACAUUGUGCGACGUCUCGGCAAAGGGGCUUAUGGUAUAGUAUGGAAGGCAAUCGAAAAGAAAAGGAAGGACACCGUCGCGGUGAAGAAGAUCUUUGACGCCUUCAGAAAUCAGACGGAUGCGCAACGUACGUUUCGCGAGAUUAUGUUCUUACUGUCGUUCGCCAAUCACGAGAACAUUAUAAAGCUGAUCGGACUGCAUAAGGCGGACAACGAUCGGGACAUUUACCUCGUUUUCGAGUACAUGGAAACCGAUCUCCACAACGUCAUUAAGCGGGGCAACAUCCUCAAGGACAUCCAUAAGGUCUUCAUUAUGUACCAACUUUUUAAGGCGAUCAAGUACAUACACUCAGGCAACGUUAUCCACCGAGACUUGAAGCCGUCCAAUGUUCUUUUAAAUGCGCAAUGCCAUUGUAAGAUUGCGGAUUUUGGUCUGGCACGCUCGGUUACACAGAUCGGCGAAGGUGAUGGUGAGACAGGAAAUGAUCCAACUUUGACGGAUUACGUCGCUACACGGUGGUAUCGCGCACCAGAGAUUCUGAUAGCUUCAAAGAGAUAUACAAAGGGGAUAGAUAUGUGGUCUUUAGGUUGCAUUCUCGGCGAAAUGUUACUUGGGAAGCCACUCUUUCCCGGUUCAUCAACAAUAAAUCAAGUUGAGAGAAUAAUGGUAACGUUACCUCCACCGACAGACGAAGAUCUAAUAUCGGUCAGCGCCGGUUAUGGAACUAAUUUAUUAGAAAAAACACCCAACAGACCCAGAAGAACUUUAAAAGAUUUGUUGCCAGAAGUGUCAGAGAAAGCUUUGGACCUUAUCAGCAAUUUGAUAGUUUUCAAUCCCACGCAACGGUUUACAGCAGUCGAAGCACUAGAGCAUUCAUAUGUCGCCGAUUUUCAUAGGAGAGGAAACGAACCGGAAAGGGGUUCCAGUGUCAUACCAUUGUUGAGUGAUGAUGUGCAACUCUCAGUCGACGAAUAUAGAAAUAAGCUGUAUGCGAUGAUGGACGAAAAACAUCGGAAACAUAAAAAUAUGUCAAAAUCCAGACUGCGGCGAUUGUCUGAAAGCAUUAGAAAGGAAACCAGAAACAGUAGCAGUAACCCGGUGAUCGGCCAAGGUGAUACGAUUGUCGCGUGCUCGUCAUUGCCAAGCAAAAAGACAAUCAGGCCAUCUCAGAGUGAUACUCCGCGAGGCGUUACAAGACCACAGACGAUGAACAAUCCCAUAGAUCCGCCACAGAAGACCUUAACAAACACCCGGCAUAAUGUUAAAAAUGUGGCGACACAGUACGCAUGUAACUUGACGAACGGAAACAUACCUCCAGCAGCGGCCAAAAGUUGCUUCUACUUUAAUCAGCAGCAGCUGUCGAAAUCCCAGCGUUCCAUUCAAUCAGAUCAGAUGGUCAUGUACGGUGUCAGAGGCCGAUCAAACCAAUUAACAACAACAGCACAACGCACCAAACCGCGAAGAGUCAGCAGACAACAAACACAGGCGCCAAGGCCCUUCACCUCGGCAUCUGAUUGUCGUGGCGACAAUCAUUGGUCUAAAAAGAUGCCGACGAAGCUGAUCAGGAUCAGCAACAGUCCGAAUAUUAAACAACCCAACAACGUUGCAAAGACUGUCAUCAGAACCAUGGACAUCAGGACCACAGGGGUUAGCAGUCCGGAAUCGUCAUGUAUCGGCCACCAGUCCCAGACCAUCCGCAACUAUUUCAAUAAGGUGCCGUUGCUGACUCAGCAGCAACCUCAAGUGCGGAAUCGCACCUCUUGUCGCGGUAGGGACAACUUCAUCAACAAAUCAUUCGCCGUGGAUACUGUGACAACCAACAAUUGUUUUAAAAAUGCGGCGCGCGGACAGGGCAGCAGAUUACACGCGAAGCACAGCUUCGAUGUCAACUACGUCAGUCAGAAGAGACCGUCGACAACGUGCAACAAAUCGAGGUUUCUGAACAGUCAGAGUCAUGGCAUAAUAGCAGAAUCGGUUUACAAGGAUCUCUGUAAUGGGACUAUAGGAUGGUGA
This is a messenger RNA of Atta colombica, 2076 nucleotides long. It is a transcript of the gene Erk7, whose product is annotated as extracellular signal-regulated kinase 2. Gene Ontology annotation, biological process: intracellular signal transduction; protein phosphorylation. The transcript is spliced from 11 exons. Lineage: Eukaryota; Metazoa; Arthropoda; Insecta; Hymenoptera; Formicidae. Bases 1 to 2076 code for a protein of 691 amino acids. The record is from RefSeq and is a predicted model, not a curated record. Gene Ontology annotation, cellular component: nucleus; cytoplasm. Gene Ontology annotation, molecular function: MAP kinase activity; ATP binding.